Messenger RNA from Haliotis rufescens (red abalone), 4605 nucleotides. Its product is annotated as QRFP-like peptide receptor. Bases 44 to 1366 code for a protein of 440 amino acids. Gene Ontology annotation, biological process: G protein-coupled receptor signaling pathway. Gene Ontology annotation, molecular function: G protein-coupled receptor activity. Gene Ontology annotation, cellular component: plasma membrane. Lineage: Eukaryota; Metazoa; Mollusca; Gastropoda; Lepetellida; Haliotidae. The transcript is spliced from 2 exons. The record is from RefSeq and is a predicted model, not a curated record.
GAAACGAUGAGAACCCACAGCCGUUGAAACGCAGUCGGCGCGUAUGGCUCCUGAGCGAGAGGAAGCAGGCUUGAUUUCUGGCUGCAUACCGUUCUCACACAGCACUGGGCGGCAGCUGAUUCGUGGUUUGGAUAAUUGGAAAAAAAUCAAUAAAGAGGAGCUUUUAAAACCAGAUGCUCGAACUUCCACUCGGCUGACUAACUUUGGCUACGGCGGCAUCAUGAACGGGAAUGUGACAGUCACGAAUCUCACUCUCCUGAUGGGCACAGAGAUGCCAACAAAUGACAGUUACACCGUCUUAGGGGGAAAUGAAUCGGACAAUGGUACAGGCCCAUCUCCUGUUCAAAGUAGUCCAGAAUAUCUUCUGGCGUGGGUGACUGUGGCUAAUGUGCUGGUGUUUAUUACGGGUGUGUUCGGGAAUACGCUGGUUAUCAUCGUAGUUUCCAGGGUGCGGGAGAUGAAGACUGCCACCAACUUCUGUCUCAUGAACCUCAGUAUUGCAGACCUAUUAGUUUUGUUAAUCUGCCAACCCGCCGCGUUGCUCGAGUUUUUUUGCUAUGAGAAGUGGAUGCUGGGAGACUUCAUGUGCAGACUUGUGAGCUUCCUUGAAAACUUCGUGACGCAUGCCUCUAUAAUGAUUAUUCUGGCCGUCAGCCUCGGACGAUUUUUUGCUGUUGCUCACCCACUCCGCACUUACUCUUCUGGCAGCAAGUCCAAGGCCAUGCUAAUCAUGGUUGUCAUCUGGAUCGUGGUCCUCGCCGUCACUUCACCCUUCCUCGUCAUGGCUCACACAACUGAGGAAUACCAUUUCAUCUACCAAGAAUACGUCUCGAUAUGCAUCACUCCUAUCAACCAGAACUGGAAGACUGUUUACAUGGUCAUCAUAUUUUGCUGUUUCUUUGUCGUCCCCAUGGCCCUGCUCGUGUUCCUGUACACGUUCAUUAUCUACAAGGUUGUCAAGGAUACCAUGAUGAGUGGGGAUGUCAAGGACAGCGCUAAGGUUCAGUCCAACAACUCAAGGAAGCAACUUGUAAGCAUGCUGAUUGGAAUCAUUGUUCUCUUCUUCUCGUGUCUGCUUCCGUUUCGUAUUGUAGCACUCUGGCAGAUUUUCACCCCGCUGGAAAAGGUACGAAGCAUGGGGGUGGAACAGUAUCAAAACCUUAUGGCAUUCGUUCGUCUUCUCAUCUACGUCAACAGUGCUGGUAACCCAAUCAUAUACAACAUCUAUUCACAAAAGUUUCGAAAUUCUUUCAGAAAAGCCCUUGUAUGUGGUUCAAAAAACGAUCUGAGCAAUGCCAUGAGGCGAACGACAGUGACGAACUAUAGCUAUGUGAAAAGUGAUGUGAGCCAAGUCGACUAUGUGUGAAAUUGAUGAACUAUACUUGGCUGACAAUUGCAUUUGAACCAUAAGAUUUCCUGUCGAUAUCAAACUGUCGAAAUAUUACUGGAAUGUAAACAUAUAGCCAUGGUUGCAAAUAGCACACAUUGUCGUUCAUCCGACAUUUCUUACCAUGUGGUAUUUAUGACGCUUUGCUGGAAGAAGAAAUACAUUUUUCUUCUCGUGUUUGGUGGAGCCAAAUUAACAUGAACUUUUACCCAUGCUCGUCACGAUACGUAAUCCGUCGGCAGAGACAGAUCUGGAGAUGGGUAGACAGAAUAUAUCUAAUGUCAAUGACAUUCUUCUUGGCUGUGGUUUUGUUUGUUGUGUUGUGAGACAAACGUUAUGUUACGUUGUACCAUUGUCCUUCACUCUCCUCAUUACAGUAUCUUACGUUUUAUAUGCACAUCCACGGGACUGACCCUUCACUCUCCUCAUUACAUUAUCUUACUUUUUAUAUACACAUCCACGGGCCUGACCCUUCACUCUCCUCAUUACAUUAUCUUACUUUUUAUAUGCACAUCCACGGGACUGACCCUUCACUCUCCUCAUUACAUUAUCUUACUUUUUAUAUGCACAUCCACGGGACUGACCCUUCACUCUCCUCAUUACAUUAUCUUACUUUUUAUUUACACGUCCACGGGACUGACCCUUCACUCUCCUCAUUACAUUAUCUUACUUUUUAUUUACACGUCCACGGGACUGACCCUUCACUCUCCUCAUUACAUUAUCUUACUUUUUAUAUACACGUCCACGGGACUGACCCUUCACUCUCCUCAUUACAUUAUCUUACUUUUUAUAUAUACGUCCACGGGACUGACCCUUCACUCUCCUCAUUACAUUAUCUUACUUUUUAUAUACACAUCCACGGGCCUGACCCUUCACUCUCCUCAUUACAUUAUCUUACCUUUUAUAUGCACGUCCACGGGACUGACCCUUCACUCUCCUCAUUACAUUAUCUUACCUUUUAUAUGCACGUCCACGGGACUAGUGACCCUUCACUCUCCUUAUUACAGUAUCUUACCUUUUAUAUGCACGUCCACGGGACUAGUGACCCUUCACUCUCCUCAUUACAUUAUCUUACUUUUUAUAUAUACGUCCAAGGGCCUGACCCUUCACUCUCCUCAUUACAUUAUCUUACUUUUUAUAUACACGUCCACGGGACUGACACUUCACACUCAUCUUACAUACUCACCGAGAAAAGAAACGCAAAUACCAUACAUGUUGGUUAAUAUAUGAAGAACUACUCAUAUUCAAGAGACAUUAGAAUGGAUCGAUGCACAAACGAAUAUACUGUUAUGUUGUGUGAACGAACGCUCAUGAACGCAUCACAUAUGACGUCACAGAUCAAUGACUCGACAUGCACCAUUUAUCUUGUGCAGGAUUAGUGUGUAAAGUUUGGAAAUCACGUGAAUAUCGUGAUAAGAAUAACACUGUGGUAACACUAGACUUAUUGUUAGUUUUGUCUUUGGAAACAUGUCUUUUUGACGCAUAUAUACUUCUCUACAUGUUUCUAUGGUUCGCGUUUCUUUUGGCGAUGAGUAUAUAAUUCACCCACAUUCUCAUUUCUACUUGUCCUAACAAAACAAUUCAUGUACAAAUGAACAGGGUAAAGCCUAUAUAUGUUUCAUUACUUGUUAAGUGAAAUUGUCGUGUGUACCGCCGAUGAUACAUUUACUGAUCUGAUUCUAUUUUGUUGUAUUUUCCAACUUCGAACCGAAUGAUUAAGCAUGGAUAUUACGAUUAUUAUAAUAACCAAAGCAUAUGGUCCGAUCUUAACUUGUUAAUGAUAUCACACGUCCAGGACCAUUCUUCUAGUACUUCAAGUUAGUAGGCGAUGAAAUGAAGGCAGAAGGCAAGGUUGCUAGGUUUCAGCUGUGAUAUUAGUCUCUACGUCCAAUUACACAUGCCAACUCUCAUGAUAUGGCCAUUAUCAAGGCGCACCUCACAACACUCAACUUGCCAAUGAUGAACUUACAUCCUUUCUCAUGUAACUCCUGCCCAUCUGCAAGCCUUGGACUAAUACCCCCGCUGUUAGGGUACUCCUCUGUCUAAUCCUGUGUGUUGAUAGGUUGCCUAAGUUACAUCGCUUUUCAUAAUCAUUGUAGAGUCUAUUUUCAGAAGUUGUUGGUUGUUCGCGUGUUUGGACGAUGUUUUCGGAAUGUGUUUUGUUCGGACUAUUCACUUUUAUUAAGCUAUGCCUGCCAUAAACAGCUUGCUUUUCAUCAGGAUUACGUUUAUACAUUGCGUAACAUUAGCGGUAGUUCUUUAUAAAUAUUUACGAGCAGCGUGAUGUAACUGACAUAAUGUUCAAAGUGGUGUUUAACCCUAGCUCAGUAAUAACCUGAAUGUGAACAGUAGUGUGUAAUAUGUAUGCAACGUAAUAUGCAGGUGUGCCCAAGGUCAUACUCUGGAAAUAGUAUAUGUGUAGCAUAUUAUUGGCUGGGGCAUUGUUUUCAUCAAUAUUGUAUCUAAGCUGUUGCUCAAUAUUAUAUAUCAUUGUUACCGCUGAUACUAUUAUACUGUAUGUAUAUUAUCUGUGUUUACAUAUCUAUAUGUAUGUGUCAUGUGUAAUUAAACUGGUUCUUUUUGUAUGCCAUAAAACAUACAAAACUUCAACAUACAAGGCAGGAGUGAUACAUCUAGGCGAUACGCCAAGUUCGUAGUUUUACAUGGCUAAUAUGUCAAAGAGAAUAUCUUACAUAUCUUAAGCAUAUCUCAAUACACCUGAUAGGAAUAGCUAGGAGACUUUUGUGUGAAAUACAUGAUGGUCUUGGUUGAAUACUGUUGACAACCUUGUUGACCAUCACAGUCCCUGGUGCAUGUCAGGUAACUGCAGACCAACCCAAAGUAAUACUGUGGUUUUUUUGUGGCGUUGCCUUGUCGUAAAAAGGAUUCUCACAUUACAAAGGGAAAGGUUAUCCUUUUUAUCCACCCAAGGCUGCUAUGAAUACCAAAGUGCUCUGCCCACCGUGAGACGGCAGUCUCACAGUCUCUACUACCACACAGACAAUUACUACGACUUUCGUGUAUCACAUAAAAGCGAAUGGUCACGGUUUUAUAUGCUGGGCGUAUUAAAACACGCUGUGCAUUCCCUUUACUCUCCCUUCUUUAAAUACCUUUGGUAACAAUAAAGCUUAUAACCUAUUCCUGCCUUUUGUAACUUGUUGAAUUUGUUUUCUGGUUUAUUAAAUGUAAAUAAAUAAUAAAUAGCUAUAUAAUCUACU